Molecule: messenger RNA, 1062 nt
Organism: Pomacea canaliculata
Lineage: Eukaryota; Metazoa; Mollusca; Gastropoda; Architaenioglossa; Ampullariidae
Exons: 1
Coding region: 1-1062 (353 amino acids)
Biological process (GO): G protein-coupled receptor signaling pathway
Cellular component (GO): plasma membrane
Molecular function (GO): G protein-coupled peptide receptor activity
Source: RefSeq, a predicted model, not a curated record
AUGUACAACACCACUUCUGACAGCUCCAACUUUUCUCUAUGGAACAGCGCUCACGACAUCAAGUCUUUCAACGAGUACAUAGUGACGAUGUUGGUCUUACAUUGUGUCGUCAAGCCUGUCGUUGUUGUCGUCGGCGUGCCAUCCAACAUCAUCAGCUGUGUGGUGUUCUGGCGCCAGGGACUUGGGGACCGCAUGAACGUGUGUCUCUUGGCGCUGUCACUGGUGGACCUGUGUCUCCUGCUGGUGUCUGUGGUAUUCACUGUUGGUUAUUAUUUAGAACAAAUUGAUUCUGUCAAUUAUUCGGGUCUCUACGCUUUUCUUUUAGCAUUCCUGUAUGGAGUAAACCAGGGAUUUCGAAGUGCAUCCGGUUGCAUCACUAUGGUGAUAGCCGUCGAGCGGUGUCUAUGCGUUCAGUUCCCUUUGAAGGCGGCUAAUUUGCUCAGUAGUUAUAUCAUGAUAGUGAUCAUGGUUUGCAUUGUUUGUUUUACACAGCUGGGCUUUUUCACUGCACCUGCAGCAUCUGUAAUGGUUGAAGUGACCAAUGGCUCUUCAAAGUUUGUUACUACCUUGUCUGAGUUUUAUAUUAACAAUCAAGUACUAUGUGAUAUAUUAGAAGGCAUCGUGAUGAUGAGUGUGUUACCUCUAACAACAUUUCUAGUCACGUGUCUGUCGACCUGUCUGACCGUGGUCAAGCUGAGAGCCGCUAUGACGUGGCGAGGUCAGGUAAGCAGCAGUAGCAGCGAUAAAGGUCAAGGCCAGCAAAUGGCACUGACCAAGAUGCUUGUAGUAGUGUCCUGUGUCUACAUCCUCACCACCAUACCAUGGGUCAUCUUUUACAUGGCGGUAUUGAUGGUAGAAGAUUUCUCAUCGCAGGGUCAGUACAAUAAUGUUUACUGGACAUCAGCAGUGAUAGCCAAUCACCUGGCUUACAUCAACAGCUCGAUAAGUUUUUAUAUCUACCUCAGAAGGUCAACUCGCUUUAGAAGAGAUGUUUAUACUUUAUUCCGCUGUUCAUCCAUAAAUCGAGAUAAUAAAGCAUUAAAUUGUUCUCAGAAACAAUAA